CACCCUCAGUGUGUGUGUGUACUGAUGAUCACUUCCUCAGAGAGAGAGAGAAGGAGAGAGAGAGAGAGAGAGACUGUUGGCACAUUGAGCUCCAGAGUAAAGGCUGAUCAUGACAGGUUUCUAAUGCACGGCCUGGACGACCGGACAAACUGCACCGCCCGGAUCCGACGGUAAAGCCUGCGGUAAUCGCGGGAAGGAAGGACGGACAGACGGCGGUAACAGAGGGCUGUAAGACCCAGCAGGGGUGGAGGAGUUAAGGCGACAGAGAAAGCCAGAGUGAGAGCGAGAAGACCAUGCGAGAAUACAAAGUGGUCGUGCUCGGCUCCGGCGGUGUGGGUAAAUCCGCCCUGACCGUCCAGUUCGUCACGGGCUCCUUCAUCGAGAAGUACGACCCGACGAUAGAGGACUUCUACCGCAAGGAGAUCGAGGUGGACUCGUCACCGUCAGUGCUCGAGAUCCUGGACACGGCCGGCACAGAGCAGUUCGCCUCCAUGCGAGACUUGUACAUCAAGAACGGCCAGGGUUUCAUCCUGGUCUACAGCCUGGUCAACCAGCAGAGCUUCCAGGACAUCAAGCCCAUGCGAGACCAGAUCAUAAGGGUCAAGCGCUACGAGCGGGUUCCCAUGAUUCUCGUAGGAAACAAGGUGGAUCUGGAGGGUGAGCGGGAGGUGUCCUCAGUUGAGGGCAAAGCGCUGGCUGAAGAGUGGAACUGCCCCUUCAUGGAGACCUCGGCCAAAAAUAAAGGCUCAGUGGACGAGCUGUUCGCGGAGAUCGUACGCCAGAUGAACUACGCCGCGACGCCCAACGGGGACGAGCAGUGCUGCUCUUCCUGUGUCAUUCUCUAAGCGCUCGGAUUCGGCUGCUUCUUCAUGUCGCUUUGGUUUUGUUUUGUUUUUGUUUCCCCCCCCCCAUUUUGCAGUCGCAGCCACGAGCGCGCGAUCAAUAACGUGACUCCGUGAGACUCCAUUAAAAACGGGAAGUUUGAGCAAAAACAAAAAGGCGAGGGAAAAAAAAGAUCCCUGUAUCUCUCUAAAGAAUCCUGGUUUCUGGUGUUAAAUGUCAUCAGUAUUUAAAAGAAAGUCCUAUGUUUUCUUGCACAUGCGCAGUACGAGCACGAGAGAGAAGGGAAAAGGUGCAUCAGUGUUUACAAUGACACAAUACUUGAAUGUUCUGGGACUGACACAAAACAACCCAGGUGUUAUAUUUUUUUUUGUACUUUGUCUACCUGGUGCCUAGCUUAUGUGGGGUUUUUAGUUGCAAAACUUUUUUUGGGUUGUUUUGGCAGGAUAUAAUAACUGUAUCCGUCUUUUUGGCCUGCUUUUGCAGUAUCACUUCCGGUUUAUGGAGAUGCGGAUCACACUUAUUGGUAACUAGUAGCAUCUGGUAACUAUGGAAACUAAACGACGUCUUCGAGCCGGAAGUAGUUUGAGUUUUUUGUUUGUUUUCUUUUUUUUCUUCUUUUAAUAAUGUGAUGUCCGGGGUCUCGCGAGGAUAAUAAUAAAUAAACACGAACUUCACUUUAGGGUCAACUUUAGGAAGCCAAAUGGCGUAAUAAAAGGAUUACGUUUUGCUGCACGCGACGACUCGAAGGAUCUGCAAAAAAACACACACUUGGGAUUCUUUCCGUGUUGUAUUUUAUUUAAAAACAAACAAAAACAAAAAAAACGAAAGGAAAGAAGAGUCAACGGAAGUUGUGACAAUUCCGAAACCACGCCACAGCGACUUUUGUUGUUGUUGUUGUUUUUGUUGUUUUUUUUUUCUUUAACUCAGCGUGCGCGAGGACCUUACUGUGGUGACGUAAGGACGUCGUGAUGACGCCGUGCGUCGAGUGCCUUCCAUUUUUAGUGCCAACCUGAGAAGGUCUGAGGAAGUUUUAUGGCAAAGUACUUAAACUGUUUCACUUAACAAAAACACACACAAGGUGGUUAUAAAAAGUGUUUGUAACGCCUCAUGUCAAAGGAGUCAUGUUCUUUUGGCUCACAAUUUGGCCUUUAGUUAUGUUAUGUUGUUUUUAUUUUAUUAUUAUUAUUUUGUUUACUGCCCCUUUCCUUAAAGCUGGUCUAUUUUUGGCCAAAUAGGGUUUAAAUCUCACAGGUACUGGAGCUGUCUGAGCUCCGACUCAUAACCAUCAUCCACUUCCUCUUGACCAGCUUUGUUUUGUUUUGGUUCAUUCUUUUAUUUUAAUUUUUUUAACACAAAAAAAUGUGAUGUAUCAUUUGAAAUUCUAAUCCGAUUGUACGGUUGAAUGCAGGUCGGCUUUUUAACAGCUGUUCUGAAUGUUUAAAAAGACUUUUAAUACAAAUUGCAUUUUUAAAAAAUA
Tachysurus fulvidraco (yellow catfish) is the source of this 2320-nucleotide messenger RNA. RefSeq names its product ras-related protein Rap-2b. Bases 294 to 845 code for a protein of 183 amino acids. NCBI's taxonomy places the organism in Eukaryota, Metazoa, Chordata, Actinopteri, Siluriformes, Bagridae. Gene Ontology annotation, biological process: Rap protein signal transduction; negative regulation of cell migration. Gene Ontology annotation, cellular component: plasma membrane. The record is from RefSeq and is a predicted model, not a curated record. The transcript has a single exon. Gene Ontology annotation, molecular function: GTP binding; GDP binding; GTPase activity.